CACGGCAUUCUCUUCCUGAAAACACCCACUAACAAGAAAGUCACACCGUACCAACUCAACCAUAAAUGAUAAACCUCUCUCUCUUCUCUUGUUAAUCAAUUAGAAUCAGAUUCUUUCUUCUUUCUCUCUCCGUUUUAGUUGCUAUGGAAAAUACUAAGAAGCGAGAGGUGAGGGAGGGUGAAGAUGAUGAAGAUGAAAUGAAGAUGGAGAAGUUUUACGCGCUGUUAAGGAGCUUCCGAGACGCGCGUGAUCGGCGGCGAAGGGAGUUGGAAAAAGAAAAACACGAGAGCCGCCACAGCUGGAAGAAGAUGAAGACCACCGCCGCAACAACCAAGGACAAUAAAUCACAAGUUUCUUUUGAAUUUCAGGACUUCACCACCGAGAUUCAUUUCAGAAAGCCACCUUUGACUUUUGCAAAUCCAGUUGCAUCAUGUGACACUAGUAUCAAAGACGACAACAAAGGUAAGAAGAAGGAACAACAGGAUCUUGCUCUCGACCUCAAACUCGCUCUCUAGUACCAAUCAUGGACCUUCAAUUGUGUAUAUAUUGCAAUGAUGCAAUUCGCAAAUAUCUACAAUUUGUCAUCUAUCAAGUUCUUUAUGUAUUCCCGUCACAAAAAAAAGUUAUUUAUAUGUUGACGCAUGACUUGACCGGGGAAGUGGUUUCCGACGAAUAACGUACAUAAGUACUUUUAUAGCAGUUCGAUUAAUGGUGUCCGGUUAAAGAAAACGUGUCUGAAGGUGUUUUUUUUUUAAUGUUUGAAAUGUAUUUUUUUUAGAUAAAUAAUCAUUUUCGUGUCUGAA
Molecule: messenger RNA, 803 nt
Organism: Glycine soja
Lineage: Eukaryota; Viridiplantae; Streptophyta; Magnoliopsida; Fabales; Fabaceae
Product: protein NIM1-INTERACTING 1-like
Exons: 1
Coding region: 144-515 (123 amino acids)
Biological process (GO): regulation of systemic acquired resistance
Source: RefSeq, a predicted model, not a curated record